Molecule: messenger RNA, 2843 nt
Organism: Zingiber officinale
Lineage: Eukaryota; Viridiplantae; Streptophyta; Magnoliopsida; Zingiberales; Zingiberaceae
Product: scarecrow-like protein 15
Exons: 1
Coding region: 318-2642 (774 amino acids)
Biological process (GO): regulation of DNA-templated transcription
Cellular component (GO): nucleus
Molecular function (GO): DNA-binding transcription factor activity; sequence-specific DNA binding
Source: RefSeq, a predicted model, not a curated record
AAGAAAAUAGAGGGGCGGCACUUUAUUACUUUUUUAUGUUGCACGCAUCCAUGGACGAAGAGGGAAACAAAGCAAGAAGAGAGCAGGAGAAAGAAAUCGAUGAAGAGAGAGAGAGAGAGAGAGAGAGACGGCUGAAGGGAGACGGAGAGGGAGAGGGAGUGAGAGGGAUAGAGUUCCGUUGACGCAAUGAAAUGGAGAUAGUAGAUUUUAUUAAAGUGUAGAAAAUCUUCUGUUUCAGCUCUCUGAUUAACUUCUUUUCUGUUGAGUUGAGACGAGGGAGAAGAAUAGAUCUGGUUUCUUGUAUGAAGUGGUCUUAGAUGAGGGGUUUUCCCUUCCAUGGCCAUGGGAAAGGGGGCUCAGAAGCAGUGGAGAGAGAAUUAGAGGGAAAUAAGGCAUUUUUCUGGGUGAAUAAGAGGCGAAAGUUUGGGAUCCAAGAGGGUGCGGAGCCAAGAUCGGUGCUUGAUCAUAGAAGCCCUAGCCCUCCUGCUUCCACAGUCACACUGUCUUCUUCCCUGGGCGGCUCCGGUUCAUCUGACACCGCCGGAGUGGCGGCGGUCUUCGACAGUACCGCUAACAAAUCGGUCCUCUCCGACACCGCCGCCGAAGUGGGCGGCGGUGCGAGCUGGAAGGAAGAAUGGGCGGCCGAGCUGCAGCCCAUACCUGCCGGCCUCGACGCGGCCUUCGAUGCGGGUGGUGCAAAAUGCGGCCUUGGAGUCGACGACUGGGAGACGAUGCUGUCCGAGAAUUCUGCAGUCUCCCCCGUCCGUGAGCAGACGUUUCUCGGGUGGAUCAUGGGCGACGUCGAUGAUCCUGUUUCAGCCCGUUUUAGGCAACAUCAGCUCCUCCCUCUGUGCCCGCCGGAUUUCGAUGGAAACAAUGGUGGCUUGGGUUUGGGGGUUCUCGACCCGGGCAAUGGUAGGAUUGAAGACAAGGCGCCAAUCUCAGUCUCCGUGGGCACUUCUGUAGUCCCCAACACUGUUGGUGGUGGCUUCCCGUUCAUGAGCAGUAAUAGUUGUGUAUCCCCGCCCUCUACCGGCUCUGUCAUCAAGGGAACCACCAUGAUUCACCAACCCGCUAGUCAUCUAAUGUCACAGUCUCUGGCUCCGCCAGGAAACUUCACGCCGUCGCUCUCUUUGCCACCGGGCAUUUACCUCCCCGACACCGUGGAUGAGAAACUGCAGUUAUUUGGCACAGGCCUUCUCUUAAACCAGCCACCAGCCACCUCGAGUUUGCCCUUCUUUCUCAGCGCAGGGCAGGUGGAGCAUUCGCUGCCGCAACUCAUCCUCCCUACGCAACCAAAGCGCUUACCGAUGGAGGACGAAUAUAUCACGAAACUCCCUUUUCUUGAAUCUGGCGGCAGCUCGGACCUCUUUCCUCGCCGGUCAUCAUACCAGCAACCACUGCAAAAUCCGGGAUUUCCGAUGCCUCAGCUCCAGCCAAGGUCAGUGAAGUACAAGUUGUCAGUUUUCUGUGAUGAUGCUGCGACGCCUGCAGCUGCGCAGCAGCAGCAGCUGCAACAGGCAUUGGUUAACCUGCUUAUCGAAGCUGCUAAGAUGGUCGAGGCUAAGAACUUCGUUGGUGCGCACGGGAUAUUGGCGCGGCUCAAUCACCAGCUCCCCUCCCCAUUGGGGAAGCCCCUUAUCCGUUCUGCCUUUUACUUCAAGGAAGCACUGCAACGUAUACUCUGUAACGGGCCUACUCCUGUUUUCUCCUCCAAUUCACCCUCCCAUCAUCAGCAGAGCCUAUUCUCCUUGUCGACGCAAUUUGACGUUGUGCACAAGCUCUGUGCAUACAAGACAUUCUCUGAAGUCUCUCCAAUCAUCCAAUUCUCCAACUUCACUUGCAUUCAAGCCCUUCUUGAAGAACUCAGUAGCUCUGACCGAAUCCAUAUUGUGGACUUCGACAUUGGAGUUGGUGGACAAUGGUCUUCUUUCAUGCAGGAGCUAGCACAGCGACGCUGCUCUUCCUCAAAUCCUGUGGUAAUGCUAAAAAUGUCAGUGCUUGUGUCUGAUUACUCCCAGAACAAUCUGGAGCUUCAGCUCGUUCGUGAUAGCCUCUCCCAUUUUGCGAAUGACCUUAACAUUCCAUUUGAAUUUUACUUCCAUAGCCUUGAAUCAUUUGAUGCCUUGGAGCUACAUGCCAUUGAAGGCGAAGCUAUUGCAGUAAACCUUCCUAUAGGAAGCUAUGGGAAACUUUCCUUCCCGUCUAUUCUCUACCUUGUCAAGCAGCUCUCUCCUAAGAUUGUCAUCGCAGUUGACCAAGGUUGUGAUCGGAGUGACUUGCCAUUCUUGCAGCAUUUUCUCCACGCUUUUCAGUCCUCUAUGGUUCUUAUGGACUCCAUUGAUGCAUCUGGAACUAACCAAGAUAUGACAACCAAGAUGGAGAAGUUCCUGCUUCAGCCAAGGAUAGAGAGCUCAGUUCUUGGACGAUACCAUACUUCUGAUAAGAUACUUCCCUGGAGGACACUCUUUACCACCUCAGGUUUUAUCCCUAUUCAACUCAGCAAUUUCUUGGAGACGCAGGCUGACUGCCUUUUAAAGAGAGUGCAGGUAAGAGGGUUUCAUGUGGAGAAGCGUCAGGCGACACUUUACCUCUACUGGCAGCGCAGGGAGCUCGUCUCAGUAUCAGCUUGGAGGUGCUGAAGAUAGAACUACCUGGUUCCUGGCAUGCUAUCCUUGUGUUUGAUUCUUGAAUAUCUGUAGCAAGAGUUGGCAAUUUAGGUAAUUCCAUCUCAGUUUUAGAUAUUGUCAUAACUUAAUCCUCUAUAAUGGUAACAACUUUUAUUGUCUUGCUGGUUAUAUCAACUUAUUUAUGUCCAUUAAAUCUUAGUGGUUUUGCUUCAA